Pseudogymnoascus destructans is the source of this 324-nucleotide messenger RNA. RefSeq lists its product as uncharacterized. NCBI's taxonomy places the organism in Eukaryota, Fungi, Ascomycota, Leotiomycetes, Thelebolales, Thelebolaceae. The coding region runs from base 1 to 324 and encodes 107 amino acids. The transcript is spliced from 3 exons. The record is from RefSeq and is a predicted model, not a curated record.
AUGGCUUCGAAACCACUCGAAGACGCCAUGAGGGCAAAGCUCAGCGAUGCGCUCAAACCAGAGAAAUUAGAAAUACACAAUGAUUCUCACAUGCACUCGCACCAUAAGGCCAUGGAAGGCAAUACCUCAAAGGAGACCCAUUUCAGAGUGGUUAUAACCUCGGACGCUUUCAAAGCCAAGUCGCAACCCGCAAGACAUCGAAUGGUCUAUACCUUGCUGAAGGAUGAAAUGGCACAAGAAGGAGGGAUCCACGCACUGCAGCUUCGCACACGAACCGUUGACGAAGAUGCUCGACAAGCAACAGAGGAUGUUACCAGCGCAUAA